AUGUCCCUUGUAAAAAAAUGGCAAGCGUGUGCGUUUAUUUUUCAACACUGCAUUUGUUUACUAACAACGCGAAAACAAAAAGAUCUUAGAGAGCAACAACAAACAAGAGACCUCAAUGCGCUAUCGCAUAACAAGGGGCCUAGUAACCUUGGGCCCCAUUUUAGCGUCGUUACGCCUUUGGCGGGAACAAGUUUCGGUUUUAAGAGAACAAAUAGUCAGAAAUAACAACAACACGUGUUGCGCUCACUGAUCACUUUAACAGGCUUAUCGCAGGGAGCGAGCGCUCAACCCAACUACAUGUGUGCCAAAAUCGUAAAAUCGUAAUAAUUGGCAGAGCUCACCUUGUGAAGACACAAACUGGUUUUAAAUGUGGCACUUGAAAAUACGGGCCGCCACCAAUCUCCAACUGGGACUUCAAACAUCUGGCAGCCUCGCCAGGUUUGCGGGUAUGGCCACACUGAAAAAUGCGGCACCGCUGACAUUGAAAAGGCGAGAAUUAAGCGAUAAUUGAUUGCAGUUUGAAAUACAAGCGAGAGAGUGCAUGGGUAAAAAUCAAUACAGGGAGCAGCACCAAUGGAGCAGCGCGCCAACUUCCUGGCUCUGACCCUCCUGGACGCCCUGGAGGACGAGAACGAGGCGGAUAUAAUGUCGAUGCUGGAGAGAAACUGCAUAAACGCUGGCAUCGUGCCCUGCGAGCGCGGACUGGCUCCCUUGCACUACGUGUGCGGCAUGCGAAACGGGGGAUUGGCCCAGCGGAUCCUGGAACGGUUUCUUAAGUGUCCCGACCUUGACGUAAAUGCCCUGUGCGACGGCCAGACUACGGCGCUGCACAUCGCCAGCAUUUACGGGCGGACGGAACUGGUGAGGAUGCUGCUGAGGCGCGGAGCUCGCGCGGACCUGGCUGACGAGGAGAACAAGCUGCCUGUUCACUACGCCAUUGAGGAGUGCCACUUCGAGGUGCUGCAGCUGCUCAGGGAUCACAUCUUUCGUGAGAGACAGAGCCAGAAGAAGCAGCAGCAAGUUCAGCCGGUCGACGCUCUAACGCCAAAUCAGCCGAGGUACAAUCACGAUGUAACUUCCCCGUACUACAUUAACAUCACUCACAGGCGGCAUCGACCGCAGCCGAAGUUUCCGGAGCCGACGGAGGAGGAAUGCACCGAUAUUCCGUCACUGCCGGAUGAGGAGUCUGUGAACCUAUUUGCUCUUACUGAAGCUCAUCUUACCCAACUCAUACAGAGCCAACGGGAGAACCAGCCGGAGGAUCCUUUUCAGCCAAAGAGGCGAACUCUUAUUGAAAGCUGGCGCGAGAAGGUGGAACGCUCCCGCGCCCGCCAGUUCCUGCUUCAUCAGUACGACGAGCAUGUGGAAGCGCUGGUGGAUGAUGCCAUUAGUCAGGAGGACUUCAGCUAUAAGGAGCACUUGCAGAAGAAGCUCAGGGAUGAGGACAAUCCGAGAAAUCUGACAGAGGAUGCUGCCAUCUCGGGUCGGCAGGUGUUCGAGAUGCUAGUGGAGCAGGUAUCUCAGGCGGUCGUCGAGGAGCCGAAGCCACUCCCGGAGCACAGCUUCUACACUGCCCAGGGCGACGAGGAGGACGUGGAAGAGAACUCACCAAGCCAGAAUGAGUACUUUCUGCAAAUCAAGGAGGCCUACGUUCACACUGACGACGAGAAUGGAUUAGUUUUUUACGAAGCGAGAUACCUACAGAAUAGGGAAAAGCGGGAGCCAGUCGAGCAAACUCCUAAAGAGAGGAGGCAGGAUUUGGAAAGCUCUGUGAGCACCAAUUAUACCCUGCCGCUAGACUACGAAACGGACGCUUUGCGCCGGGAGUUGACACAACUGGGUGCUUCGGUGGGUCCCAUUACUAAAACAACUAAGCGGUUGUACAUUAAGCAGCUAAUCAAAUACAAGCGCAAUACAGAGGCUUUGCAGGCAGCCCAAAAGCACGCCCAGGAGGCGCAGAUCCGCUACUCGGUGGAACUUCAUCGUACACUGCGGUCGCCAGAGGACUUUGAGAGGAUAAGUGAUUACUUGCUCCAUGAAGCAGCCUCUGCAGCGCAUUUCGCAAAGUGUGGGGUGACAAAAAAAAACAUGCGAGAGGGACACCUCAAACAGAGCUUUAUCUACAUGUUAAUCGAUCCACGUAUUUCGCGGAAUCUGCCUGGGGAGAGCGCUUUUCUCGAAAAGUUCGAGGCUUGGCAGCGUUUCCUAGACUCCAUUUUUUACGUAGGCAAGGGCAAAUCUUCGCGACCGUAUGCUCACCUUUACGACGCUAUGCGGCAGCAUACACGCCUUCACCAAAAGCGCGAAAAGGAUAAAACGAAUAGGGAACGCGUUGGCGGAUUCCGCACCAUGCAGCCAGAUGUCUUCCGCUCCCCGCCACCGGGAGAUGGCAAGAUGGGAAGCCGUAAGCUGGAGCGCAUCUUGGAUAUUUGGCAACAUGGGAGUGGAGUCGUAUGUCUGCAUGUCUUUCACAACAUCUUGCCAAUUGAUGCAUACACACGCGAAGCGUCUAUAAUAGACGCCAUGGGCUUGAAUCAUCUUACCAAUAUGAAGCGCGGCGACUACUACGGACCGGCUCAGUCAUGGACUAUGAAACAGAAGAAGCAGCUGGGAAUCUGUCUGCUUCUUAAGGCCAUGCACAUCUAUCUGGCGGAGGGAGAAUCUCAGUUGUCGCCAAGCGACCUUCUCUGAGAACGGGAAUUAAAUGUGGUUCCGAAAAAAUAUUGACAAUUAGCACCAAGUACAAAGUGGAGCGGCGCAUCUAGAAAAUGUUCAUAAAUGGAUCUCAAGAUUAAUUAUAUUUAGAAAAUAGGCAUAUACUUGGGGUGUUAGAAGAGCUAAGUUUGAACUUAAUGCAGUAGUCUACAAAUUUCAAUUCCAGCUUGGACCAUUAGCGGUAACAUUUUUAAAUGGCUGUUGAUUUGCAAAAUAUUAUAUCAUUUAUUUUUUGUCAAAAAGUAUUACAAUUUAGAAGGGUAGUCUUAUAUAUGUACACAGAUUACUUCCAAAUAAUAAAAAUACAUCACCCAAGGAUA
This is a messenger RNA of Drosophila santomea, 3035 nucleotides long. RefSeq lists its product as uncharacterized. The transcript has a single exon. Gene Ontology annotation, molecular function: protein binding; endonuclease activity. The record is from RefSeq and is a predicted model, not a curated record. NCBI's taxonomy places the organism in Eukaryota, Metazoa, Arthropoda, Insecta, Diptera, Drosophilidae. The coding region runs from base 574 to 2691 and encodes 705 amino acids.